Molecule: messenger RNA, 890 nt
Organism: Otolemur garnettii (small-eared galago)
Lineage: Eukaryota; Metazoa; Chordata; Mammalia; Primates; Galagidae
Gene: AQP6
Product: aquaporin 6
Exons: 4
Coding region: 48-890 (280 amino acids)
Biological process (GO): transmembrane transport
Cellular component (GO): plasma membrane; apical plasma membrane
Molecular function (GO): water channel activity; nitrate transmembrane transporter activity
Source: RefSeq, a predicted model, not a curated record
CAGAGGAGAGGCCCUUGGAGCAAAGGAGGUGACAGCCAAGACAGGAUAUGGAAGCCGUACAGCCAGAGAGGCAUGCCUGGGCUAGGAUGUUGUCAUGCAGGCUUUGGCCAGCUGUCGUCAGGGCACUGUUUGCCGAGUUCCUGGCCACCGGGUUGUAUGUGUUCUUUGGUGUGGGCUCAGCGCUGCACUGGCCCUCAGCACUUCCCUCUGUGCUACAGAUUGCCAUCACCUUCAACCUGGCCACAGCCAUGGCUGUGCAGGUCACCUGGAAGGCCAGUGGGGCCCACGCCAACCCUGCUGUGACACUGGCUUUCCUCGUGAGCUCCCACAUCUCUCUGCCCCGUGCUAUGGCCUAUGUGGUUGCCCAGCUGGCCGGGGCCACCGUAGGGGCCGCUCUGCUUUAUGGUGUCACACCAGGAGACAUCCGAGAAACCAUUGGGAUUAAUGUGGUCCGGAACAGCGUCUCAAUUGGCCAGGCAGUGGCAGUGGAGCUGGUUCUGACCCUGCAGCUCGUGCUAUGUGUCUUUGCUUCCACCGACAGCCGUCAGACAUCAGGUUCCCCAGCUACCAUGAUUGGGAUCUCUGUGGCAUUAGGCCACCUCAUUGGGAUCUACUUCACUGGCUGCUCAAUGAACCCAGCCCGCUCCUUCGGUCCUGCCGUCAUCAUCGGGAAGUUCACAGUGCACUGGGUCUUCUGGGUGGGACCCCUGACAGGAGCUGUCCUGGCUUCACUGAUCUACAACUUUAUCCUGUUCCCUGAUACCAAGACCCUGGCCCAGCGACUGGCCAUCCUCACAGGCACUGCAGAGGUGGAGAGAGUGGUAGGGGUGGAGCCCCAGAAGAAAGAAUCCCAAUCCAGUUCAGAGGACACGGAAAUGGAGAAUGUGUGA